AUCGCUGCAACUCUUUUUUUUUGCAGAAAGCCACUUCAAGAAUAGCAUCUGUUCCUUUGCACAAAGCAGCAGUCAUGACGCUGACAGUGUCCAUGGAAGACAUGGAGCUGUUCCCAAAAGAUUCGCAUCUCAAUACCGAACCACAGUCAACCCACGUUGACCUUGAUAGCUUCAUACAGAUGUGCGCUGCUCUAGAUCGUUUAUGGUGGUCUCGUCUGGUUAUUUCAGUUCGAGGAUAUGUGGUAAACUAUGUACAGAACGAUGACGAAAUACUAUUUCAUACAGAUGAUGCUUUCAUCAGCAUUCAUCGAUUUCUCGCUGAAGAAGCUGCUGAAAAGAGUCUUGGAGAACAGGGAAUAUUUGUAGCUGAUCUCGAUGCAAUUGUCACCUAUCCCUUGCUGAACGAAACACUCCUGGCGUUGACUUCUUCGCGGCAAACAACAAAUCCAUUCUAUGACAAACAAGUGGAGUCGUCAUUCACACGAGUUUUUGGAAAGCCGAAUGACGCGACCUAUCGCGUUGCAAACGGUCAAAAACAUGCCUAUGUGGUCUUCAUGCGAGUUCUGUGUAUUUUACAAGAACGCUGGAAGGCAGAAAGCAAAUCGCGCAAAUCGAUCCGCUUUGAGACGGAUCCAGAGUGGCAGCCAGACGAUCGCGUGGUGCUCUUCCAAGAAUUUUACCAAGGAAACCGCACUUGGGUUUUGCUGGACUUUGACCGGUACAUUCUUGCUCAGUGGCGACCACGCGGAUCAGAAGUGAUAUUCGGUGCAAGCUUUGUAGAGAAAAAGAUGAGAGCUGGAAUGCAACUAUGUGCUUGGUGUGGAAUGAUCGAACAGCAGCGCAACCAAUUCACACAAUUUGUGGAAGACAAAGUUGUUUGCUCACCGCAGUGUUGGCAAAUGUUAGAAGGAAGUGACGAAAAAUCAAUAAGCACCGGAUGACUAGUGGAUGUGAUUAUGUAUAAAUUAUGUAUCACUGAGUUCCUAUAUUAAGACAUUGAAGAUGGCAAAGCUUUAGCCGUUUGGCGUAAGAUGAGAAGCACAAAGUGCGAAGACUUGGGAUAAAGCGUUGUAUGUUGGC
This is a messenger RNA of Cylicocyclus nassatus, 1080 nucleotides long. Lineage: Eukaryota; Metazoa; Nematoda; Chromadorea; Rhabditida; Strongylidae. The record is from the annotation of a GenBank genome assembly.